CGACGCAGACUGCCAUGGUGUCAUGGCGGUAAAUACUGUAAACAUAAAUCUGUUACGACUUCAGAGUUAGCUAGAUAGGUAUUUAGAUGGUGAUGUCCGCGUAGACCUCAUCAGAAUGUAUCAUGAUAGAAGGAAAUUGACAAAAGAAGACACUUGGAAAGCGGAUGAACUAAGGAAACACAUGCGGGGAUAUGAGGAAGAUGUUAUGAGGAGAGGAGAGAAGAUGCGGCACGGCGAGGAUGACAGGAGACACAGGAGCGGAGCAUCCAUCGACCGCCACCACAGAGACCGCGAGCGGGAAGAAAGAAGGGACAGAGACAAAUACAGAGAAGACAAAGACCGAGUAAAGCCUCGAGACCCAGAGAAGGAUAGAUACACGGACAGAAGAAGAGAGGACACUCGAGAAAGAGGAAACCACAGAAACGAAUACGAAAGAGAACUGCGAAAGGAUAGAGAGAGUCAGAGAAGGGUAGACAUAGAUGGAGGGAGAAGGGAAAGUCAUGAAAAAGACAGAAGGUACGACAGAGUGGAGAAAGACAACAGGGAUAAAGAGAGGGAGCGUUAUAAGGAAAAGAUGUCAGAGAGAGAAAAAGUGAAGGAAAAGGAUAGAAGGAGAGCGGAGAGAGAGAGGGAGCAAAGGAGUGACCGAGACCGACGGAAAGAAGAUGAGAGAGAUCGUACGAGAGAUUUCACCAGGCAAAAGUCAGACGACAGACUGCUGGAAAAAGACAGAGAGAGGAGAGAGAGAAACAAGUCGAUGGACCCCCUGAAAGAAAGGGAGCAUCACAGAGAUGGCAAAGAAAGACACCGGGAUAGAAGAGAGCACUCUGGAUACAGGGAAGGCAGAGAUCACCGAAGGAGCAAAGAGGAGGAGGAGAGGCGACAAAAAGAGCAAGACCGUCUUGGUGGCGGUGAGAUGCGUGAUCAACAUCACCGCGACAACAAGAGUUCCGAUAAUCGAAACCAUGGUGACAGGGACCGAGUCCGGGAGAAGGAGACAGAAGAACGAGAUCGGCAUCGUGAGAAGAGACAGAAGGACGAGUUGGAACGCAUCAGAAAGGACAGCCAGAGAGCAUCAUCCAGUCGUAAUCCUAAAGACAGCAGAGAUAACAGAGAGGGGGAAAAUGAAAAGGAAGCAGAGAAGCCAUCACCUGAAAAUGAUGAGGAGGUGGACUACGAAGAAGACUUUGAGGAUUAUGAAGAAGACUUUGAGGAUGAUGAUGAUGAUGACGAGGACCAUGACUCAGGAGAGGAGGAGAAAGAGGAUGACAAGGAGGACACUGAUCCUAAAGAGGAGGAACAUCUGAGUCCACAGAAGAGGGAGGAGGUCAGGGCCAUCCAGAGAGCCAUGAACGAGGAGAACGAACGGGUGGGCUCCUCCCAGUCCCUCUCCAGGACAGAGGAGAGCCCUCGGUCACCCAGGACUCCCAGGACACCCAGAUCAGGCUUGGACAAUCAACCACCUCGAGCUCCGAAGUCCAGAGGAGUGAUCGACUUUGUUUCAGCGAAGCGUCGGGAAGUCAGCAAGAAGGUGUCUAUUAGACAGAAAAAGCGCAGUAACGAGCUGCUGCGUCUAAUUGAUCUGGACUUCUCCAUCACCUUCUCCCUCCUCGACCUGCCCCCCGUCAACGAGUACGACAUGUACAUCAAGAGCUUUGGCACCACUAACACCAAACAGGCCUAUGUUCAAUGUAAUGAAGACAACACAGAUCGGGAGGUACAGACUGAGGAGACUGACUGCAGUGACAAGUGGACCCAGCACCCAGCUGAAACCAGCACAGCGUGUGGAGGCUCUGACCAGUCCCAGGACACCUUGGUUGACCCCUCCCUCAGGACAAAUUUUGACUCGCGUCGACUGGUGUCAUUUUUGCGUUCAGCUACACAGGUGAUGUCAGUGCUGCUGGAGGAGGAGAGGGCAGAGAGGCACCCCAUGACAAGGCUCAAGGCCCAGGCUGACGCACUCUCCUUCAGCGACGGAUGCCUGCAACUCAACACCAGGCUGCCCUUCCUACAUGGUCGUCAGGUGAGCCACCUCCACUUCUCGGAUGGCCAGCGUCAGACCCUGCUGUCGGCCCACACCCCCUCCUGCGCCCUCAGUGCCGUGCGCCUGGACUCCCAGAGCAUCGUCUGCGUCUGGAACAUCUGGGAGCCCUCCAGGCCACAGAAGAUCCUCGUCUACGAGUCCGAGAUCACGUGCUGCUGUUUCAGUCCGGGCAAGGCCAUGCUGGUGUUUGCGGGCACGUGUGUGGGCUCGGUGGUGCUGUGGGACCUGAGGGAGGCGUCCAGUAGCCACUACAGCCUCACCAUCGGGGAGAGCGACUGGACACUGCGCUACCCCACCUUUUCCACAGAUGCCGUGCUCUCUGUGCCUGGCCACCUGACCACUGUGCAGUCAGUGGAGCCAGUCACUGCUCCUGUUUCCGAGGGAUUUAGACAUGAGCUCCCUCUGCUGGCGAAUCAAGAAGAAUCACUCGGCUUGUCCUUCCAGUUGGCCUCGCUUGAUGAGAAGGGAGUUCUUAAUCUUUGGGUUGUUGUGGAGCUUCCCAAAUACAGUGAUGCGGGGUCUCAGACAGACUUAGGGUUGCGUCCUGGAGGGAAGGUGAAACUGCUCCACAGUUCGACCCUGCAGACUUGCGACUCAAGGUCUUCUGGCCAUGAUGUGACUCUGGAUGGGCCACUGCAGGCUCAGCUGCUGAAGUUCCUCCCAGCAGACUCCAGUCACUACUUCAUAGGCACAAACAUGGGUGUAGUAAACCAUGGCACCAGACAUGGCCUGAAGGCCCCUCCCAAGUUCUACAUGCCUCAGGUGGCUGGCUUCAGGCCCGUACAGGUCAGCUGCCUGGACUUCUGCCCCAAUGGACAGCCCCACUUUCUUGUGGGCUGUGACGACGGCAGUGUCCGGCUGCACUCAUUGCAGUGUGAGCAGCCCCUGCUGGAGUGGAGUGGGAGUACGGCCGGGGUGGCGAUAGUGGUGGUCCAGUGGGCUCUGACCCGGCCCGCUGUCUUCUGCGUGCUGGACUCUGCCUCCUGUCUCCACCUCUGGGACCUGCUGGAGGACGAGAAGGCGCCUGUGCUCACAGAGAAGAUUGAUGCAGACAGGGUGGCCACCAUGGCCAUGUUCGGAGACCCAGCCAAGCAGAACACUUACUCUGGCGUCGCACUGGCAAAGCAUUCUGGGAGAAUCGAGAUUCACUACUUCAGGAAACGCUUCACAGUGGCCUCCUCCGCCGACAGCGAGAAGCUGGACAGUCUCGUGCUGGACGCGUUCUAAACCAAGUGCCUGAGUGUACAUCUGCCCCCAAGAGAUUCACUGUAAAGUGCAUUUGGCAGUGUUAGUUUAACACUUAGAGAGCCUUCUGAAACCAAAUACAUAGUAUAAGAUGUAACACUCUCUAAGUGUUGAAUUAGCAGAGCAGAUUUGUGCUGUGUCCACACACGUCAUCUCUGUUCUGAGUAGAGUUUGGCUCAAGGUGGUUCGAGAACACAUUGGAAGCUAUUCAGUUAUUUUUGUAAACAGGUAGAGCUGUGUAGUACCAUAUCAUGGCUUAUUUAUUUAGUCCUGAAUUGUAUUUAUUACUAGAUAUCACAUUUGUGAUAGCACUCCGAAGGUGCCACAGUGGCACAUAAAUGUUUGCACUUGCCAUAUACUGUACACAUUUAUUUCAUAACUUAAUCAGCAUCGUCAAUUAACAUUUCAGAUUUCCAAUUUACAUUUUUUUAUGGACAGUGAGUGUCAUUUGCCAUAUAUAUCACAAAUGUAAUUUGUAUGGCGCAUAUCACAAAAAAUCCAAAGUCGAGUGAGAAGAAAACUUCAGUUCACCUCAGGGAAUCUUUGUUUUUGUUCAAGAUCUCAUGACAUUGUUUUAAAGUUGGUUGAAAGAUGUAUUUUUAAAUAUUUCUUGUAAUGUGUUGUGGUUGCAUGGGUCCAGAACAUUUCAAGUAUUGUCUUUGUAAUAAAGACUGACUGAUACAA
This is a messenger RNA of Engraulis encrasicolus (European anchovy), 3973 nucleotides long. It is a transcript of the gene dync2i1, whose product is annotated as dynein 2 intermediate chain 1. The transcript is spliced from 22 exons. Gene Ontology annotation, cellular component: cytoplasmic dynein complex. Gene Ontology annotation, molecular function: dynein heavy chain binding; dynein light chain binding. The coding region runs from base 116 to 3271 and encodes 1051 amino acids. The record is from RefSeq and is a predicted model, not a curated record. NCBI's taxonomy places the organism in Eukaryota, Metazoa, Chordata, Actinopteri, Clupeiformes, Engraulidae. Gene Ontology annotation, biological process: intraciliary transport.